This is a messenger RNA of Synchiropus splendidus (mandarinfish), 1091 nucleotides long. RefSeq names its product gremlin 2, DAN family BMP antagonist a (gene grem2a). Bases 241 to 801 code for a protein of 186 amino acids. Gene Ontology annotation, molecular function: receptor ligand activity; BMP binding. The record is from RefSeq and is a predicted model, not a curated record. Gene Ontology annotation, biological process: animal organ morphogenesis. NCBI's taxonomy places the organism in Eukaryota, Metazoa, Chordata, Actinopteri, Syngnathiformes, Callionymidae. The transcript is spliced from 2 exons.
GAAAGUCUCUGCAGGACAGGAGCGUCUCUCUCUCUCUCUCUCUCUCUUCAGUCAACAAGGACUCAGAAAGUUGCAACACAAGCCCAAAAAUGAAGGACUGAUACAGCGCUCCAGUCUGAAGAGACCCGAGGAUACUGCACAUUAUGUUGUCAUGGAAACCAGAACUUGGAUGCAAGGACCGCUGAAGGUGGACAACCUUCCCUGACUGCAUCCUUGAGUUGGUACUGUUCUGCUGACAGAAUGUUGUGGAGAAUAGCGAUCCCAGUCAUCCUGGCUGGGGUACUGUGCCUCACUGCAGAGUCCAAGAAGCCCCGUCCGCAGGGAUCCAUCCCGUCUCCGUACAAGACCAAAGGGAACCUGUCUUCAGAGCGCCACCACCGACUACUGCAGCAGAAACCAGAGGUGCUGUCCUCGAGUCGCGAGGCCUUGGUGGUGACGGAGCGACGCUACCUCCGCAGAGACUGGUGCAAGACCCAGCCGCUCCGGCAGACCAUCAGCGAGGAGGGCUGCCGCAGCCGCACUGUAGUCAACCGCUUUUGCUACGGCCAGUGCAACUCCUUCUACAUCCCUCGACACAUGGGCCCCAGCUCGGGUCCGUCCUCGGGCUCCGGGAGGAAGAGCCACAACAAAGUGCAAGAGCCGUUUCAGUCCUGCUCCUUCUGCAGACCUCAUCGGGUCACUCAGCUCACCGUGCAGCUGGAGUGUCCGGACCUGCAGCCGCCGUUCAGGCAUCGGAAGGUUCAGAGGGUCAAACAGUGCCGCUGCAUGUCGGUGGACGUGAGCGGGCACGGGAAACUGUGAGGACCGGAAUCACCCACGAUUAUAGGACAAAGACUUCAAAGUCAGGAGGCGACCGUGAGAGACACGGAGCAGCUUCCUGCUCACUUUGGUCUAAGGGCUUCAUGGAACCCGACAGGUCAAAUAUGAAACAGACUUCCGUGAACAAUCUUGAAGAUCAGCAUUGGAUAGUGAGGAGGUCAGUUUGAAAUUCCAUAAGCUCAGAAAACCAGCAGACUCCUGAGUCAAGAGGCGAUAUGAAUAUAUAUAUGUAUAUCCUUAGUAUAUGUGAUGUAAGUGUGUAAUUAUCCAUG